Messenger RNA from Scomber japonicus (chub mackerel), 3599 nucleotides. RefSeq names its product kinesin-1 heavy chain. Gene Ontology annotation, molecular function: ATP binding; microtubule binding; microtubule motor activity. The coding region runs from base 226 to 3117 and encodes 963 amino acids. The transcript has 26 exons. The record is from RefSeq and is a predicted model, not a curated record. Gene Ontology annotation, biological process: microtubule-based movement. NCBI's taxonomy places the organism in Eukaryota, Metazoa, Chordata, Actinopteri, Scombriformes, Scombridae.
UCCGCCGGUAUCAUGGCUUCCUAACCGAGGAAGUGAAUGAAGAGCAAAAACAAGGAUUAAAAAAAACAAAACAACUUUAAGACAGCGGGAGUGAGGGGCUUUGGGCUCCUCUCUUUCUUUUUUUGCCCCCCUCCUCUUCAAACAACACCACACAGGAUCCAGGAUAAGUCUUGUUUUAUAGCAUUUAAUUGUUGAAUCUUUGCUGUUCGUGAAAAACGGUGGAAGAUGGCCGACCCGGCGGAGUGCACCAUCAAAGUGAUGUGUCGUUUCAGGCCACUCAACAGCUCCGAGGUGACCAGAGGAGACAGAUACAUACCCAAAUUUCAAGCGGAGGACACUGUCGUAAUCGCGGGCAAACCGUACAUGUUUGACAGAGUGUUUGCAUCAAAUACAACACAGGAACAAGUCUACAACGCCUGCGCCCAGAAGAUUGUAAAAGAUGUUCUGGAGGGAUACAAUGGGACAAUUUUUGCAUAUGGGCAGACGUCAUCUGGCAAAACACACACCAUGGAGGGGAACCUCCAUGACACAGAUUCGAUGGGCAUCAUCCCCAGGAUAGUUCAAGACAUCUUCAACUACAUCUAUUCCAUGGAUGAAAAUUUGGAGUUUCAUAUCAAAGUUUCAUAUUUUGAAAUUUACUUAGACAAGAUCCGGGACCUUCUGGACGUGUCAAAGACUAAUUUGUCGGUGCAUGAAGACAAAAACAGAGUGCCCUACGUCAAGGGCUGUACUGAGCGGUUUGUCUGCAGUCCAGAGGAAGUCAUGGAUACAAUUGAUGAAGGCAAAUCUAACAGACAUGUAGCAGUUACAAACAUGAACGAGCACAGCUCCAGGAGUCACAGUAUCUUCCUGAUAAACGUCAAACAGGAAAACACUCAGACAGAACAGAAGCUCAGCGGCAAACUCUAUCUGGUGGAUCUGGCUGGUAGUGAAAAGGUCAGUAAAACAGGAGCAGAGGGAGCCGUGCUGGAUGAAGCUAAGAACAUCAACAAGUCUCUGUCGUCCCUGGGAAACGUCAUCUCCGCUUUGGCUGAAGGAACGGCCUACAUCCCCUACCGAGACAGCAAGAUGACCCGUAUCCUGCAGGACUCGCUGGGAGGUAACUGUCGAACCACCAUCGUCAUCUGCGCCUCGCCUUCCUCCUACAACGAGGCCGAAACCAAAUCCACCCUCAUGUUCGGACAAAGAGCGAAGACCAUCAAGAACACUGUGACGGUGAAUGUGGAGCUGACGGCGGAGCAGUGGAAGCAGAAGUACGAGAGAGAGAAGGAGAAGAACAAGACCCUGAGGAACACCGUCACCUGGCUGGAGAACGAGCUCAACCGCUGGAGGAAUGGCGAGAGCGUGCCGGUGGAGGAGCAGUUCGACAAGGAGAAGGCCAACGCCGAGGUGCUGGCACUGGACAACAUCCUCAACGAGAAGCCGGCCACCACGCCCAACAUACCCGGCAACCGCCUCACCGACGUGGAGAAGGACAAGUGUGAGGCUGAGCUGGCCAAGCUUUACAAACAGCUGGAUGAUAAGGACGAGGAGAUCAACCAGCAGAGCCAGCUGGCAGAGAAGCUGAAGCAGCAGAUGCUGGACCAGGAGGAGCUUCUAGCCUCCUCACGCCGCGAUCACGAGAACCUCCAGGCAGAGCUGAACCGUCUGCAGGCGGAGAACGAAGCCUCCAAGGAAGAGGUGAAGGAGGUGCUUCAGGCUCUGGAGGAGCUGGCCGUCAACUACGACCAGAAGAGCCAGGAGGUGGAGGAUAAGACCAAGGAGUUCGAGGCCAUCAGCGAGGAACUCAGCCAGAAAUCGUCCAUCCUGUCAUCCCUGGACUCUGAGCUCCAGAAGCUGAAGGAGAUGUCCAACCACCAGAAGAAGAGAGUGACGGAGAUGAUGUCCUCACUGCUCAAAGACCUGGCUGAGAUCGGCAUCGCUGUGGGCAGCAACGAUAUCAAGCAACACGAGGGCGGCAGCGGUAUGAUAGACGAGGAAUUCACGGUGGCUCGUCUCUACAUCAGUAAGAUGAAAUCAGAAGUGAAGACCAUGGUGAAACGCUGCAAGCAGCUGGAGGGCACCCAGUCAGAAAGCAACAAGAAGAUGGACGAGAACGAGAAAGAGCUGGCCGCCUGCCAGCUGCGCAUCUCUCAGCACGAGGCUAAAAUCAAGUCGCUGACAGAGUAUCUGCAGAACGUGGAGCAGAAGAAGAGGCAGCUGGAGGAGAACGUGGACUCUCUGAAUGAGGAACUUGUCAAGCUCAGCGCUCAGGAGAAAGUUCACGCAAUGGAGAAGGAGAACGAGAUCCAGACGGCCAAUGAAGUAAAGGAAGCGGUGGAGAAACAGAUCCACUCCCAUCGCGAAGCUCACCAGAGGCAGAUCAGCAGCCUGAGAGACGAGCUGGACAACAAAGAGAAACUCAUCACCGAGCUGCAGGAUUUGAACCAGAAGAUCAUGCUGGAGCAGGAGAGACUCAGAGUGGAGCAUGAGAAACUCAAAUCCACCGACCAGGAGAAGAGCCGCAAACUGCACGAGCUCACGGUGAUGCAGGACAGAAGGGAGCAGGCCAGACAGGACCUGAAGGGACUGGAGGAGACAGUGGCCAAGGAGCUUCAGACUCUGCACAACCUGCGAAAGCUGUUCGUACAGGACCUCGCGACAAGGGUUAAAAAGAGUGCUGAAAUGGACUCAGACGACACAGGUGGGAGUGCAGCUCAGAAACAGAAAAUUUCCUUUCUUGAGAACAAUCUUGAGCAGCUCACCAAAGUUCACAAACAACUGGUGCGUGAUAAUGCAGACCUGCGUUGUGAGCUUCCAAAACUGGAGAAGCGUCUUCGGGCUACAGCUGAGCGGGUCAAGGCCCUGGAAUCUGCUCUGAAGGAGGCCAAGGAGAACGCCGCCCGCGACCGAAAACGCUACCAGCAGGAAGUGGACCGCAUCAAGGAGGCGGUCAGGGCCAAGAACAUGGCCAGGAGGGGACACUCGGCCCAGAUAGCCAAACCCAUCCGGCCUGGGCAGCAGCCCGUGGCGUCGCCCACCCACCCAAACAUCAACCGCAGCGGAGGAGGCUUCUACCAGAACAGCCAGACGGUGUCCAUCAGGGGAGGAAGCGGAGCCAAGCCAGACAAGAACUGAAGAUCAGAGUGACAGAAGGACGACAUCACAGAAGAAGAAGAAGAAGCCAAUAUCACCCCCCCGCCCAUCCCGACAACCUGUCAUUCCAUUACAGCGGACAGGCUCCUCGUCGCUGCUCCGGAGCCACGAAGGAGUCUCUGAAUUAUAAAUAUAUAUAUAUAUAUAUUAUAAAUAUUCCUGGCCUGUACAGCUCCAAUCCCCCCCUCCCCCUCCCCCCCAACAACACCACCACUACCACCAACACCCACCCAUCCAUUCACUCUCCCCUACACGACCCCCCAACCCCCCAACCAAUUCUCACUAUGACUUAUCUCUAUUUUUUUUCUCUCUCUUACUGGAUAUAAUUUAAAAAAAAACAAAAAAAUUUAAUUUACCAACCAACCAAACGCAGUCUUGAGCGCAGCCUCGGCGAGCGAAACCGCACACGACUCGAAUGUGUAAAAGCUUCGGUUUCGGGGUUGUUUGAAUUUUUUUUUCUUUUU